Molecule: messenger RNA, 14554 nt
Organism: Leptopilina boulardi
Lineage: Eukaryota; Metazoa; Arthropoda; Insecta; Hymenoptera; Figitidae
Product: ankyrin-3-like
Exons: 4
Coding region: 1038-12677 (3879 amino acids)
Molecular function (GO): DNA binding
Source: RefSeq, a predicted model, not a curated record
UUGCACACACAUUUACACGCACAACAGCCAUCAUACAUAGGCCCCGUUGCACGUCGGGAAAUUAAACAUGUACGUACGUCAUAUAUCACAAAAUAAAGUGUUAAGUGUCCAUGGAUUUUAGGUCUCAGUUUUAAUUUCCCUAAAAGGUGCGCAUGAAUUUUAUAUUGGUGGUGUGUUUUUUGCUCUCAAUACGGAGUUCUUUGGUGACCGGUGGCCGGGUGAGAGACGAAGCGCGGAGGAAGGACGUUCUCCUGGGACGCUCGCCAAUUUCUCAACACGGGAACAGCGUCGCACUUGAUAGCCGGAUUCAGCGGUAGUGCAUUGCAUUUUGCGUGUUUAAAAGACAUUUUGAAAUUAAUAAAUUGCAUCGGAUAAGAUGCACUUUGCGUGCAUAACACGCAAUCAAUUUGUAGUUGAAGUCAGUGACCACAAAAACGCUUAUACGAACAAGCAUAGACACGUUCUGGCAACCUGGUUUCCCGCGAAUCUUUGCCCUCCCCCUCCAAUGACCACGUCUUCUCUUCCUCAAGUCAUUAAGGGUCGUUAAAUAAAAGUUUCAAUUUUCUUAUUAUUUAAUUUCAAUAGUUUGUUGUUUUUUUUUCGAUAAACAAAACAAGUUUUUUUUAAAGGCGGCAAACACGGGGGCGAUGACAGUGUCAUGCGCUCGCUGAAAGUGAUUUCUCCUUUCGCAAUGUUAUGAAGAACCUUGUGCUUUGCGCUGAUGUAUGUUUCACAAGGCAGUUUUUCCUUUUGUAGGAAAUGUGUUUUACCAUUAGUGAUAUUGUGCUCUUAAAAAUUACUGUGAAUAGAGAAAUUUAUUCAACGUUUAAAAACAUUUGAAAAUCGAAAAAAAAAAAAAAAAUCUCGUCAGUGGUGCUAAAUAGUGUUAAUAGCCAUGUAGCUGAAAGAUAAAAAAAAAAUAGUCUCACCUAUCUUGUUUCUGGAAUUUCACGUAUAACCUUUUUCUAAAAAGGUUAAGAUAGGUUAAGUGUGGUCUGAUUUUUGUACUGUUAAAUGCAAUUAAAAAACUAGUCAACAUGUGCGAGCAAACGGAAAUCAAUUACAUGAACGGAGAUGUCGUCUGGGUUAAACUUUCAAGGUGUUGGUGGCCUGGCCAAGUUGUUGGCUAUGAAAAUUUACCCGAAGAUGUUCAAAUUGAAUAUACAAAAAAGUCUUUGAUUGCUGCUGUUAAAUUUUUUCAAGAAGAUUGUUUUGAAUAUGUGAAGAAUUAUCAGCAAAUUUAUAAAUAUAAUUGUACGCAAAAGGAUGAUUUUAUUCAGAAAGGCCUAGACAAAUAUCGAAGCGCAAUGAAAGAUGGUUCAAGCUAUAUGAACAAAUUUCCCGAGGAUGUUGAGACUGCUGAGAGAAUAACAGGUGGCGAUCCCGAAAUAAUAUUUAGUGAUAAAUUCAGUCCAGCGGAGAAACCUGAUAUCUCAUCAUUAUUUGGCGAGAAGAAAAUACCGAAGAAAAAACGUGACGAUUCACAAAGAAGAAGUGAAGGUGGUGCAACGAUGUCAUCGAAAAAAAUCACUCAUCAAAGAUUUAUGCGACAAAGCGAUCAUGAAAUUCGAAUACGCGAACAAAUUGUUAAUUCACCAAAUGCAAAUAAUUCAACAUACUUUCCAUGUUGUCAUUGCAAUUUUACUAGUACUCGUGUAAAUGUUUUAAUUGAACAUUUAAAAAGUCAACAACACGAUGAUUCAUCAAAUAAUAAAAAGAAAACGUCCACUAAACUUGUUUCUAAAGCAAAGAGUAAACAUUAUGAAAAUGAUACUCCAAAGAGAAAAUAUGUGAAAAAAGAUAAAUCAAAUGUGAAUAAAAAUAAAUCUGACACUGCUGCCGAGCAAAAGAAGAGAAAAUUGGGUAAAUCACCCGAUAAAAGUAUCAAGAAAAAGAAAUUAAAUGCCCAAGAAGAAAGAAAACGAAUUCAAGAUGAAUUAUUGGAAGAUUGGGUUGACGAUUCUGAUGUUGAUAUGAAAGCCGAUUUAGAUCCAGAAGAUUGUUUUGAUUUUAAUUCAACUUCCGAUACAACGUGUCCUGAUACAUUAUCCCUCACGUGUUCACCAACGAAAACAUCGCCAAUUAAAAAUAAUGACACAAGUCUCAUUGUUGAACGUGAAAUAAUUCAAGAGGAAGAAAAAGAAGAAGGUGAAAAUAAUUCCGAAUCAAAAGCAAUUCCCGAUGAUGAAACAUUAAAUUUACUUGAGCAAUCUGAAAAAUUGCUUAUGGAAACAAAAAAAUUCCUUGACGAUUCCAGUGGAUCAUCCAAAAGUCCCAAGAGAUUGAUUGACAAAUUUAAAUCCGAUAAAUUUAAAUCAAAAUCAAAAGACAAUAAAUUUUCCGAUACAAAAAAUGACCAAACACCAUCUUCAGAGGAUAAUGAUGAUAAAAAAUCAAGAUUCGCUUGUUUUGAAUUUGACGAAGAAGAUAUUCCCGAAACAACCACCGUACAAAAGCCGUCGAGGUUUUUUCUAAAGAAAGACAUGAUUAAAGAAUAUGAAAAAAGUGAGGCAAUAAAAAAUGAAAAAGAACGACAUUCGGGAAAAUUUUUUCAUCGAGAAACAAUUGUCGCAAGAACCAAUGAAUUAGACGAUGACGUCGAUAUGGAGAAGAAUAAAUUUUUUAAAAGUAAACAAAAAUCAAUUGAAACUAAAGAUUCUGAUGCCAUAAAUAAAAUGGAUGAAAUUUCAAAUAAAAAUAACGAUGUCAAUAAUAUGUUUCGCGAGACAACAAGCACAAUGGACAAUUUUUUAAAAUCAACCGAUAAAUCACAAGUUGAAGAAGUGGAAAUUGUCGAGAUUUUUGAAGUUGAACGAGAAGAAGAUGACGUCGCAGCUGAAACAAUAAAAGAAUCUCAAACAGAAAAUAAAGCAAAUUUUGAUAUUUGUCAACAAUUAUCUGAAAAUUCAACGAAAAUGGAAACUCAUGAUGAAAAAUUUCAAAAUAUUUCAUCUGAGAAAAUAAUUUCAGAAACUACACAACUAAAUGAAAAUUUAGACAAAGAAACUGAAUUGUCCAAGGAAGAUGAAAUAACAGAAAAUAUUGAUUCAAAAAUUGUUCCUGAAGAAAAAAUAAAUUUUCAAUUGGAUCUAAAAGUCGAUAAACCGGGGGAAAUAGUUGACAAUUCACCUGAGGCAAAAACAGAAGUAAAUGAAGAAAUCAUUGAGACAACAGCAAAAAAACGACGAGGCAGAACAAAGAAAAGUAUUUCAAUUGAAACACCACGUCGUUCAAGUGUCGAACAAAAAAGUCUAAUCGAAGACAGUCAAUCAGAAACUGAACCAACAACGCCAUUGGAAAUAUUAACAAAACCCAAAGGUAAAAGAGGACGUAAACCAAAAGCACAAACUUUAUUUCAAAAUUUAUUAAAACAAAACGAAGAAGAAAUUAUCAUGACACAAUCGUCAGAAAAUGUCAUUGACGAUAGUCAAUUAACAAUUCAAGACGAUGAUAAAAUUCACGACACAACCAUCGAAAUGGAAACAAUUUUAAAUGAUUCAAAACCAAAACGAGGAAGAAAACCAAAAAACUAUCGUCCACCCUCACAGGAGAAACAAAUUAAUGAAUCAUUUAAUCUCACCGAGGACAGUCAAUCUGAAUGUGAAGAAAAAAGUUUUCACAUUGAAAAAAAUGUUGACAUUGUUGUGAAACCAAAGUCAAAAAGAGGUCGAAAACCAAAAAAAUCACUUUCAACUCAAGAAAAAAUUUCCGAUUUAUUUGGACCCGAUGAAAUUGAUAUUGUUGCACAGGGAAGUGUUGAAAAAUUACCCGAAGAAAAAUUAGAAUUAGAUGAAAACAGUGAAAAUUUUCCAAAAGAAUCACCAAUAAUUGAAGAAUCGAUAGAAAUUGUAAAAGAAUCAACAAUGGAAAUUGAUUCAUUGCCUGUUGAUUUUGAAACAACGAAUGAUAAAGAAAAAUUUCUCAUCGACGAUGUGAAAACAAUUGAAAAGGAACAAAUUUUACAAAUUGACAAUUCCCAACUACAACCAAAUGAAAUAAUUUCAAAUUUUGAGAAAAAAAGCCGAAGAAAAAAGUCACCAAGUGAAUCGAGUAAGGAACAAGAAAUUGAAUCCGAAUCAAUUGAAUUAAAAAAGUCCGAUAAAAAAAUUAAAGAAAAAAAAGAAAUUCCAAUGGAACAUACAGAAAUAAUAAUAAGCGAAGAAACGAGUGAAAAAAAUGAGUCUGAAUUAAAAACAUCAAAAUUUGACAAAAGUCGAAGAACACGAAAAUCAACAUUGGAAAUUUCGAGAGAUGAAUUUCAAAUUACAGAAGAAAUAACCGAAACUUCAAGUGACAAACCAGUGUCAAUAAUUGACGAUUUGGAACAAAAGAAAUUGGAAAAAAAGUCCAAAGGAAAAAGAACAUCUGAAGUACAUGCCAAAGAAUCAACACCCGAACAAUCGUUAGAAAUUUCAAUUGAUACAAAAAAAUUGGAGAAAAAAGGCAAAAAUAAAUUUGAAAUGAAGGAAGAACAAUUUUCCGAAAUUUCGACAAUUCCAGAAACAAUGGAUGAUAUUCCUCAUGUUGAAUCAAAAAAAGAAAAAAAGGGAAGAGGAAGAAAAUUAACUGUCGAUAUUAAUAAAGAAGAAUCAUCAUCAUCAUCAUCUCAAGAAAUUUUAGCAAUUGUCGAAACAAUUGACGAAAAAAUAGAAACAAAAAGAAUUGAAAGACGUGGUAGACCAAGAAAGUCAGCAAUUGAAGUCACUAUGGAUGCCGAAAUUGAAAAAUUACCUGAAUCAACUGAAGAAAGUCAUUUACAAGAACCAGAAAAAAUUGAGGUAAAAAAAAUUGAAAGACGAGGUAGACCAAGAAAAUCAACAAUUGAUGUCACUAUGGAAACGGAAGUUGAAAAAUUAUUGGAAUCCACUCAAGAAAUUCAUCCACCGGAAUUGGAAGCAGACAAAAAAAUUGAAAGACGAGGUAGACCCAGAAAGUCAAUUAUGGAAACUGAAGUUGUUGAUGAAGUCGAUAAAUUACCGGAAUCAAUUCCAGAAAUUCAUUCAUCACAAUUGGAAGCAAUUGACAAAAAAAUUGAAAGACGAGGUAGACCGAGAAAAUCAACAAUUGAAGUCAACAUCGAAACAGAAGUUGAAAAAUUAGCCGAACAAUCUGAAGAUUAUUUACCAGAGGCAAAAGAAGAAAAAGAAGAAUCCGACGUUGAGAAGAAAAAAGCGGAAAAAAAGAUUAAAGGAAGAAAAUCAAUGUGCGAAAUAAAAGAUGGGGAAAUUUUCGAAAGAAUAGAAAUUCCAGAAGAAAUAUCCGAAACUCCAAUUAUCACCGAUGAAUUAAUCGAACAAAUAAAACCUGAGAAAAAGCGAGGAAGAAAAUCGACAAUUGAACUUCAAAUGGAGGAAGAACAAAUUUCCGAAGAAAGUCAAUUAUCAGAAUCAAUGGAUCAUCAAAUUGGCGAUGUGAAAAAACCCGAGAAAAGAGGUAAACGAAGAAAAUCGACAAUCGACACACCGAAAGAAGAAGAAGAAGAAGAAGAAGAAGAAGAAGUAGUAACAGAACAAUAUCAUCAAGAACAAGUCGAUGUAAUGGAACCGGAAAUUGAUGCCGAACACACGGAAGCAUCGAAAACAUACAAGGAACAUCGAAAACCCGGACGUCGAAGAAAAAAAUCAGUCGACAUCAAAAUCAAACAAGACGGUGACAAUGAAUCAGAAUCAAUUGACACAAUUGAAAGUACACCACUCAAAAGAAAUGGACGAAGAAAAAAAUCAUCGUCAUCAAUUUCAGAAAUCCUCCCCGAAAUGAAAGAUCAAGAUGGUGAAAAAUUGGAAUUGGAAACUAUUUUAACGGAAUCAAUUAUUGACGGCAAUGAAUUGUCCGAGAAAGAGACGAAAAAACGAGGACGAAGAAAAAAGUCCGAAAAUGAUUCCGAACAAAUGAAAACUGUUGUUCCAACACCAAAAGGUAAACCAGGUAGAAAAAAGAAGAUAAUUGAACCAGUGAAAGAAGAUUUUUCCGAGCAUGAGAAAAAAAAGUCUGAAUUUCAUAUUAAAGAGGAUGAUGCAGAAAGAAUGGAAUUUCCAAUGGAACAAGAAUCAUCAAUUCUUCCCGUGCAAGAGCAAAUUCCCUCAAUGGAAAUAGAAAAUGAUCAAGUUCCAGAAGCAAUGGAAGAAACAUUUGUGACAACGGAAAUUGUUGAAACAACCGAAAUUGUUGAAUCAACUCCAUUUAUUGAAUCAACAAUUGUUGAAUCAACGCCAAUUGUUGAAUCAUCGACAAUUGUUGAAUCAUCGCCAAUUAUUGAGUCAACGCCAAUUGUUGAAUCAACGCCAAUUGUUGAAUCAACAUCAAUUAUUGAGUCAACUCCAAUUGUUGAAUCAACAUCAAUUGUUGAAUCAACACCAAUUGUUGAAUCAACGCCAAUUGUUGAAUCAACACAAAUAAUUGAAUCCACUGAACUUGAUCAACAAACAGAAGUGGUUGAAACAACAGAAGUUGUGGAAACAGAAGUGGUAGAAACAACCGAAGUCGUCGAAACAACGGAAGAGAUUGGAACAACGGAAGUUGUUGAAACAACAGAAGUCGUUGAAACAACGGAAAUAAUUGAAACAUCCGAUAUUCCAUUACCUGAAGCAGAAAAUUCAUCAAGUGAAAAAAUAUUUCCUGCGGAAAUAAAAGAAGAUGAAGCUAAAUCAUCAAAAACAAUUCAAGUCAAUAAUGUCGAGAAAGCACGAUCAUAUUCAAAUUUUCUCGAAUUGGACAUGUUACCACCGAAAAAGUCACAAAUCAAAAAAUUUGAACUCUCACAAAUAGAAUUUAAUUUGGAGAGUGAAAAUGAGAAAAAAGAAAAAAUACCAACAAUGAGCGAAACUGUAAAGAAACUCGAUGAUAUUGGUAAUAUGGAACUUGAAAUACGUUUGCAGCAAGGUCACACGGUUGAAGAUUCAAAACCACUUGAAGAUGUUCUCACUGAUGAGACAAAAGAUGUAAAUGUUUUCGAGGCAUUAACAACUGAUAAUGUAUCAGCAGCAGUUGUUGUUGAAACAAUGCCACAGGAAAUUAAUCAACUCUCUGGUAUGUCAACUGAUAAGGGAUUUACAACAAUGGAUCGUAAAGAUGUUGACGAUGAGACAUUAGAAAAAGAAGAACAAUAUUCAAUGAUUGAACGAACAUUAGAACAAAUGGAUUCAGUAUCACCGAAAACAGUUCGCGAAGAUCCACCACCCGUUAAUAAAUCACCAAUGCAAACACGAUAUCAAGGUAAAUUUACACCUGAAACAGGCUCAAGAAGUAGUAAAAAAGAAAAGGAUAUAUUUGCCCUCGAUAAAAAUACAACAUUUCAAGAUGUUUUUAUCAAAACACUUCAAAUUGAAAACGAAGAUGAAGAAGAUGAAACACAUCAAGGUAAAGCAUCGAAAAAAAUGAGAAAAUCAAAGAAAAAACCAAGUGACAAUAAUUUAAAUUCAGAUCUCGGUAAACAUGUUCUAACAUCAAAAAUUGCAAAUAUACACGAUCAAGAUAUUUCUGGAACGUCGUCAAUGACAAAUUUCGAAGGUGUUGAAGUUGUUGUUGGUCAAAAUUUAGAAAUUGAGGAUAAACCACAGUCAACAAAUUUUGACACACUUCCAAAAGAUACGAAAAGCACACAAAAUGAAAGUUCAAUGACAUUGGAAGUGAAAUAUGAAGAAAUUGCCGUAUCAUCGCCAUCGUCAUCAUCGGAAACAACAAUGCCAGUGAAAAAACGUGAAAAACCAAGAAUUAUCGAAAAUGUCGCUCUCAAGGAGCCAAUGAUUUUAAAAUCAAAAUUACUCGAGAAAUUACCAACAAAAGUAAUGAAACAUAAAUUAGAAAGUGACACAAUUUUAAAAGGUGAUAGUCCAAGGGCAAAAAUCAUGAAACUCGAUGGAAAAUCACCGGCAAAAUUCAAAAAAACUUUAAAAACCGAUGAAUUAAUAACAACAAAACUCAUUAAUACAACACCACAAACAAUAACAUCACUUUCAAUAUCUGAAAAGUGUAUUCAACAGAGUUCACAAAGUCUCGAGGAUAUGGAUUUAGACAUCAGUAAUAUGCCAAUUGUUCUUAGUGAAGAUGUUCUUACUCCCGAAAGUAUUGAAAAUAUGCCUGUUGUUAUUUCAGGUGUAAUUUCAUCAGAUAUUGAUUCACAAUCAACAACAGGACAAGUUAGUGUAUUACCAUCGUCUGAAAUUAAUUUUCCCCUCAAUGAUCAAGCAUCAACAUCAAUGUCAACAGCAACAACAACAACAACAUCCACAACAACGACAAAUGAUUCCGAUGUUACUCUAUUGAAGAAAAAAGUUGGAACACCAGCGAUUUUGAAAAAUAAAGUCAAAGGCAAACCAACAAUAACAAACAUCACAACAAUUGUCCCUCCACUCGCAAUGGGUGUGAAAAAUGUGAAAUUCCAAAAUGCUCAAACCGGUAAAACAACAACCUAUCAAAAAGAUACACAAGAAAAAUUUUUCAUCGUUCACAGUGGUCAACAACGUGGUUAUAAAGUUCAAGGUAAACCUGGAACAUCACAAAAAUUAAUGCUCCCAACAAAUAAAAGUCCCGAAAGUGUACAAUACAUUCAACAAGAUCGAAAAUUAAUGAUUAUACCAUCAUCAACGGUUGGACAAAAAAUGGUACCAUUAAAUGUCACAAAAUCCGGUGGCAAAGUACAAAGAAUAUUAUCACAAAAAGGUGAAAUAACAACGGUAAUACCACAAAAUUAUCAAGUUAAUAAAACAGUUAUUCGACAAAGUGAUUCAAAUUCGCCAACAACAUCAAAAAUUCCCGGUGCAAAAAUUAUUAAUCCCCGUGGAAUAAUAACAGCUAAAGGUACCUUGACGCCAAUUGGUAAAUCAUCACCAAUUACCGUUAGGCCAGUUCUCUCGAAAAAUAAUACAAUUCUCACAUCAAGUAUUGCAACAUCAAAAAAUAUUCUAACAUCCCUACCGCAAACAAUUGUAAGUCCAAAAGGCACAAUUUUAACACCAAUCACUGGACAACAAGUGAAAGCCCUAGCUGCCAAGACACCGCAAAAAGGUGGUAAAAUUGCCUAUCAAAAAAUGCCAAUAUCAUUAAUACAAAAAGGACAAACAUCAUCAUCAUCAUCAUCAUCAUCAUCAUCGCCGCAAAAAGAUGAAACCCCCUUGAAAUUAUCACCCGCACAGAUUAUCUAUCGAAAAGGAUCAAAGCCAAUUACUCAACAAAAUCCACCAGCUCUAGUACCAACGGCAGAAUCAUUAAAUGUUUCCACACAACGUGGAAAAUAUAUUUCAUCCUCUUCAUUGCAAAAGGCGACAAAAAUUCCUAAACAAUUCCGCGCUGGAAUGCAAACAAAAGGAAUUAUUCGAAAAUCACAAGACGAUGAAAUAGCAUCGCCAAUUUCAAAAAUAGUCAAAUCACCACAAAAAAUAACACGUACAAAGGGAAAGAGAAAUAUUUUAAGCGCCGCUCUCAGUUCAAUUUCAAUAACAACAGCGAGUUUGGCAACAACAUCAGCAUCGGCAACAACAACAACAACAAGUACAAUUCCCCUCGAUCUCCCUCCACUUGAGCCAAUAAAUCCCGAGAAGAAACCAAAGAUUGAUACCGAACAAGAAGUAGUGCCAACCCAACAACCACAAAUAAUAGCUCUACCAUUUGAAAAUAGCGAUGGAACACUAUUGAUGUUGAUGACAACUGACGACAACAAUGCUCUAAUGUCCCUCGAAGGUGCUGUCGACAAUAUUGUCCUUCAAUUUGACAAUGGCACAGUCUCAAGCCUUCAACCUGCCGUCAGUGAAAAUCAAAUAAUCGAAACCACUUAUGCAUCAUCAGAUAUUGUUCAAACAUCAAGUCAAGAUAUUUUAGCGGCAGCUCUCGCUAAUAGUGAUUUCCAACCUGAAAUAACACCAUCGCCACCUUUACAAUCACCUCAAUCAACGUCAACUAGCGUUGGUCUAACUCAAACAAGUCUCAUUAAUCAAACAAUACUUCAAUCAACAAUAAUUCCACCAACCGAACCAAUUACAUCGGCCUCGGUUCUUGAGACAUCGUUAACUCUCAAUCAACCAAUAAUGACACCACUUGAAGUACCCAGUAAUCUAUCAACAUCACUGCAAUCCGAAACAAAUUCAAAUAUUUCAUUUGUUGCCGGCGAAGUACAAAUACAAAUUCCCGGUAAUUCAAUGCCCGAUAUUGGUGAAAUGAUGGAAGGCGGAAACGAUACACAAAAUGACGAUACACCAGUCACGCAAUAUUUAGUCAUUCCCGGUAUGGAGAAAGAUAAAAUAUCAUAUUCUGUCUCAAUACCCGAAACAAUGAUGAUCGAUACUAAUCAAGGACAAACAACCCCAUCGAUGCCAAUUAUUGAUGAUUCAUACGUUGAGGAUGUUCAAUAUAAUGCAUCAAUUGAGACGUCAAAUGAAAAUUUCGCCGAUGUUUCUGUAUCGGAUAUGUUGGUCUCAAAAACAUCGACAACAGUCAGUGAAUCGCCAAUUGUUGUUUCAUCGGAAAUCACAACAAUUCCCCACGAUUCCAGUAUUGAUGUUCAGGAGGAAUCGGUAAUCACCGAAGAUUAUAGUACGCAAAUAAUAGAGGCAAAUGAAACAUCAAAUAUUGAUUCGUUUGCGAAUCAAGAGGUACAAAUUGAAUCAAGUGAAAUUGAGAUUCAUCAUCAAUCGGGAAUUGAAAUUGCCCACGAGAUGGAGACAUCUGAUUUUCAAAUUGAAACAACAACAUGUCAGGAGGAGGAAAUAGUUACACAUCAACAAGAGGAAAUAGAAGCGCCCGUUAUGAUUGAAACAUCAGAAAUUGAAACACCGCAUGAAAUUGAAAUUUCCCAAGAAAUUGAAGCAAAUGUUACGUCUCAUGAAAUUGAAACCACUCAGGAAGAAAUUGAAACGUCUGAUAGUCAAAAUGUAACGCAGGAUCAGAUACAAAUUUUCGAUGAGGCGGAAUCGUCAUAUGUGACAGAAACUGAGGAAGUUGUACAACAUCAUCAAAUUGAUGAUGAAAGACCCGCGACAUCGAAUGAUGAACAAGUAUUGACAUCGAAUCGAUUGGAUGAUAAUAUGGAAAUUGAGGAAGUUCAAAGGGAUCAUUAUAUUUUGGAAAGUUCGAGUAUUUCUCAAGCUGAUGAAUUGACAUCGCAUCAUCAUCAUCAUCAUCAUCAUGUUCAGGAGGAUGAUGAUCAAUUAAUGAGAGAUGAUUCAAGAAUUAUAUUUGAGGAUACUGUUACCGACACUAGUCAAGAAGCGCCAUCGCAAUCUUAUGGACAAUUUGAUAAUUCAAUGAUCAAUGAUAAUAAUGUGGAAGUGCCUAGUCAAUCAGCGAAAUCGGAAAAUUCAAGGGAACCAUCACAAUCGGUGGGCUAUGAACCAAUGGAAACGGACGAGACCGUCUCUGGUGAGCCCCCGUCUCAAUCUUUCGAAGAUUCAACAACGAGCGAGGCCACACAAUCCUAUUCAUCGGGAUUAGCUGAUAUCAGUACCGACACACCAACUCAAUCGUUCAAUGAAAUUGAUCAAUGUCAAAGUGGUGAACGAUUAAUGAACACAAACGACGACAACAAUGACGUUGAUCAAAUGGAUGAUCAAAGUUUUCCAACUCAAAGCUAUGAAGUUGGUAAAAUGGAUAAUCUUUCUGAAAAUUUAGAAACCGAUCCCGAAAUAAGUCAAGAAGGUAAUAUUCCAUCACAAUCAAAUGAUAUAACAACCGAUGAUGGAAUUGGAACAUCAUCAGUUUCAACAAAUAAUUUGAAUCUCAAUGAAGAUGAAACGGCAAGUUCAUCAUACGUUCCCGAAACACCCGAAACACAAGAACGUGAUCAAGAUCAAGAGAGUGCAAUUAGUACAUCAUCCUAUGAGAUACCACCAUGUGAAGAACUUAAUAUUGCAUCAUCCUCAAUACCCGAUACAUCGGAACACUCGAGUAUUCACGAUAAUGGAAUACUCGAAAUUCCCACAUCGUCCUAUAAUUUAAAUCCCGACAGUAGUAGUUCAACGCACGUUGAUUCAGUUCCCACAUCAAGCUAUCAUGAAGAUCAAGUGAUUCUUGAACAAAAUGUUUCAACAUCAUACGAUGUUCCAAUAUCAAUGCCACGUCUCGAUGAAACAACAACAACAACAACGUCGUCACAAAAUUUUGUCACCGAAAGUUCCGAUCGUCGCAAUGAACCAACAAGUUAUUAUCGUGAAGCUACUGCCAGUUAUUAUGGUUCACAGCAACAUCAAGAUCCAAAUUCACGACUAAUUGAAGAUCCACAACCAAGUUAUUAUGGUUCCAAUACACAUCAUCAACAUCAUCAUCAACAACAACAGCAACAGCAGCAACAGCAUCACCAUCAUCAUCAUCCUCAUCAUCAUCAGGAGGCAAGUCAAAGUUAUUUUGCACCUGAGGAAGCGACUCCAAGUUAUGCGAGUCACAAUCAAGUAUCGCCAAGUUAUUAUGAUCCACCACCUGAGGCAGGUGAAGCAAGUCAAAGUUAUUAUUCGGCACAAGAAUCCGAAAGAACCGAACUACAAUCAACGUCGUCGUCAUCGUCAACAACGCAAAAUAUGGAAGCCUCGCAAAGUUUCUAUCAAGAAGAUAAUAUGAGACUGAGACAAAGAGGUGAGGCAACGCCAACAUAUUCUGAUCGUUAUCCCGUUGAAUAUGCAUCGACAAAUUCACCAUUGGAGAGGCAUGAUUUAGUUGAAAGCUCAGUUCCUGCAACACGACCCACGGAAAGAUAAUACGAUUUUUAAAAAAUCCAUUUUCCUUUUUUUCCCCCGCUGGUCGUCAUUUUGGAUCUAUUGAAAAGCAAAAAAAAAAAAGAAAGAAAAAAAAACCUGUAAAUAGUACUUUAAAAAAAAAAACUUUCAAAUAAUAAUCAUUUAAGAGUAAAUUUACGUCUUACUAUUAUAAUUUAUAAUAUUCUAAUAUUCAUUUAAUCAGGUGUGAAUGAUUUCUGACACGGAUUUGAUCCGUCAGAUUCUUCAGAACUCAAGCAUUGAUUUCAAAUUUAAAAUUAUAUUUUAUUUCAAAAAAUAUAUUUUUUUUGAUGGUUAAUUUUUACUUCACCAUCUAAUUUUAUAUAUAUAUAAUAAUAUAAUAUAUAAAUAUAUAUAUGUAGUAUAAUAUAUCUAUAUGCAAAUAUAAUUUUUAAGACAUAUAAUUUUAUAUAAUAUAAGAAUAAAUUUUUUUUUAUGUAUUUUUUGUAUAUCCUCUUUCUCUUUCUCUCUCUCUCUCUUUUUUUUGGAAAAUGCGAAAAAAAAUGUGAAAUUUCAAAUUUGCUCGAGUUUUGAAGAAUUCUUCAUGUUCUCUUAUAUGACUGAAGAAAAAAUGUGGUUUUGUUGUGGUAUAUAUAUAUAUAUAUAUAAUAAUGUUAUCGAUAUUGUUUCAUUGCUUAGUGAUAAGUUGUUGCUUUCCGAAUAGUUUUUGACUUGAGAAAAGAAAAAAAAAUUUCACAAAUCGAGAGAUAAUUUUCUUUUUUGUCUUCUACAUAUUUUUUUUACAAGUUAAGAGUUAUUUUGCCGUAUGAAAGAAAAUACAAAGAAAAAGAAUUUUAUUUGCAAAAUUAAAACUUAUCGGAGCAAUAGAGAUAAUAUUUUUACAAAGCGUUCUUUACAUACAUAAUGUCUCUAUUAAGAAUUAAACUAUUAUAUUCGAUAAAGUAAAUUUUUUUUUUUUUUUGUUCGCGUUUUUGACGAGAAAAGAAUAGUAAAUGAGCUCUUUAAAACUCACUUUUUAAAAAAAAGAAAAUAAAUACUGAAAUUUAAAUUUCCAGUGUCAAAUCCGUUUUCAUUUAAAAAUAAAUUUUUUGUAAUGUUACGAAAGAACAGAUGGGCAACUUUGAUCGUUAAGGUUUAAUGUUUACUUUGUAGGAAUUAGUAUAAAUCACUACGAACAUAAAAAAAAGCCUAUUAUUUCAACUAUACCACUGUAAUCUUGAGUGUUACAAGAUAAUCGUAAGAGGAAAGAAAAAAAAAUCACGAAUAUAUUAAUCAUGGAAAAUGCAUUUUGCUUGACAUGGGAAAAGAUUUUUUUUCUGUACAUAAAAAAUGUACUCGUGAUAGAAUUAUUGUAGAAUUGAAGAGAAAUGAUAAUUAGAGGAAGAAAAAAAAAGAAAACCGAAUAUAAAGAACGUUCGAUUGAUAAUGUAUUUAUAUUAAUUUUUAUAUAAUAUAAAAAAAAGGAUGUUAAAUGUAUGGGGAGUAAUUAAGGUUUAAAGAAACAUAAUUAUUAAAAAAGAUGAAAUAAAUAUUAAUUAUAUUAAUUUUAAUAUUAUAGUCUACAUAUUAUAAUAUCUAUUAUAAAAUAAAAUUGGGGAAAAAGAUAAUUCUUCUCUCCAAUGGCAUUCUUUAUAUUCUUUUUCUUGUGUAAGAAUUUUUUUGUAAAUUGUAUACGCAAAUUUUUACAUGCGGCUCUCUUUUAACGAUGUCAAGCAAAAAAAAAAAAAAAAAAUGCGCAUUUUCUAUACGAUUAUGUUCUGAUUAAUAAUUAUAUUCUUUAUAGUCUCACGUUAUUCAAAACACAUAUGUUUUUAUUUCUCGUGGCGAUUUUAAACGCGGUCACGUAUGUAUAUAUUACCUAUGUUGAUACCAGGAUUAAUAAAGAAUUAUAAAUCACA